GGUUUUCAAGUGGCACCUGCUGAAUUAGAAGCAGUUCUGCUUACACAUGAUGCAGUAUCAGAUACUGCUGUAGUAGGUUAUUAUUCUGAAGAAGAAGCAACCGAAAUGCCUAUAGCAUAUGUCACAAUUAAAUAUGGAUAUGAGCAAUUUAAAGCUUUAGCGAAGGAAAUUCAAUCUUUUGUAGAUAGAAA
Messenger RNA from Dentiscutata erythropus, 191 nucleotides. NCBI's taxonomy places the organism in Eukaryota, Fungi, Glomeromycota, Glomeromycetes, Diversisporales, Gigasporaceae. The record is from the annotation of a GenBank genome assembly.